AUGCCUCAAUCCUGUGAAUUGAGCAACACCAUCAACGAUAUGGAUAUAGAACCUGAAAACCCGACGACCUACGGCUGGGCCUUCGGCGCGUACGAGAGAGUUGGCCCGGAUACAGGGGCUUUGAAGCUCAGCGGAGCUUCUUUUGACGUCAAGACGUCUCCCAGUCAUAUGGAGAACACAUACGUUGAUCACCUCUCAUGGCUACUGCAAGUCGAUCAUAUCUACGGAAUACCUUACCUAGGACGAGACCCUUGGAAGAAGGAACAGCCGCUGCCUCGCGAGUACGAGUUUCUAAGUGAAGAUGCUGAUGCCUCUGGCCUCAUCAUGAGCUUACUCGUGACGGGAACCUUCCCUAAACAUCCGCAUGCCAGUGUUCGGUCGGCGUCCGACAUGACUACCGAACUCAUCUACGCCGGCGAAUUGUCAUUUAAGCUCGGUCUUCGCUGUAUCAAGCGUUUCCGCUGCGCAGUAUCUCUUCACUUGCGACAGUUGCUGCUAGAGGACCGAACAGCGCUGCUCGAAAGGCACAUUACUAGCCUGUACAAACUCCUUGCCCGGCGUAAACUUUGCGCCCUUUGGGGGUUCAGACAGAUGUUUGCGCAGGCAAUGGUCAAGCUUGGUUGCGUCACUCGGACAUCAGCCCAGUCGAGCCUGUGGACCUUUGCCCAGGCUCCGCCAAAUUUGACACCAUAUGGGAUGGUGAUGACCCGGAGGAAUGGUCGAUUAUCGUCAAACAUUGCCUUGGCCUUACAGGCCAGAGCCUCGGUUAUCGCAGAUGCAUCCCGCCAUCCUGUUACUCUACUAAUCCCAGGCAGCCCACUCCCACCUGUCACUUGGAGCUUUGUCACCUACCGCUACAGUGAUCCCCUCGUACCUGCUGGAGGCAAAGUGAAGGCUCAACGCUUUACUACGACGGAACUUUCGCGAAGUGGCUGA
Molecule: messenger RNA, 936 nt
Organism: Colletotrichum paranaense
Lineage: Eukaryota; Fungi; Ascomycota; Sordariomycetes; Glomerellales; Glomerellaceae
Exons: 5
Coding region: 1-936 (311 amino acids)
Source: RefSeq, a predicted model, not a curated record